Molecule: messenger RNA, 1407 nt
Organism: Verruconis gallopava
Lineage: Eukaryota; Fungi; Ascomycota; Dothideomycetes; Venturiales; Sympoventuriaceae
Exons: 1
Coding region: 1-1407 (468 amino acids)
Molecular function (GO): aldehyde dehydrogenase (NAD+) activity
Source: RefSeq, a predicted model, not a curated record
AUGUCCGUCGAAAAGCUCACUACAAUCUCGCCAUCGACGAACAAGCCCAUAUUGGAGCGAAGUGGUCUGAGCGAGCAAGAUCUUAAGGACCUGCCGCAAACCGCCACCAAAGCGUUUAGCUCCUUUCGCCGGACUUCGCUUGCGGAGCGACAGGCCAUUGUCAAGAAGGCGCUCAAGCUUCUCGGCGACAAGAAAGAUGAACUCGCGAAGGAGCUCACCGAGCAGAUGGGGCGACCCAUCUCCUACACUGGCUCGGAGAUCGCCACCGCGGUGAAGCGUGGCGAGUACCUUCUCAAGAUCAGCGAGGACGCGCUGAGAGAUACGCCGGGGGAAGAGGAGAAGGGGUUCAAACGAUGGAUCAAGAAGGUGCCCGUGGGACCGACGCUCAUCCUGUUUGCGUGGAACUAUCCGUAUCUCAUCCUCGUGAACUCGCUUGUCCCCGCCAUCUUGGCGGGCAACAGUGUGAUCCUGAAACCGAGCCCACAGACGCCCACGAUCGUGGAGCACAUGGCCAAGAUAUUCGAGGAGGCCGGCCUCCCGGCCGGCGUGCUGCAGUACUUCCACUCCGGCAGCUACACUCAGGUGGAAGCGCUUAUCCGGAACCCAGAGAUUCAGCUGAUUUGCUUCACUGGCUCUGUGGCUGGAGGCUUAGCUGUUCAGAAGGCGGCCAGCGAUCGUGUCGCUGUGCGCGUAGGGCUUGAGCUGGGAGGGAAAGACCCUGCCUAUGUGAGGGCGGACGUGGAUCUGAAGUGGGCCGCGGCCGAGAUCGUGGACGGCGCCGUCUUCAACUCUGGCCAGAGCUGUUGCAGUAUUGAGAGAGUGUAUGUGGCCGACAGCGUACACGACGAGUUCGUGAAGGAAGUCCAGGAAGUGCUCAAGGGCUACGUUCUCGGCGACCCGAUGGAUACGAAGACACACGUUGGGCCGGUCAUCUCGAAACGCUCCGCGGAUACGAUAAGAGGGCAUAUCAAAGACGCUCUCGAGAAGGGAGCGAAGGAUGCGACUCCGGAAAACGAGAGCUUCAAGAAGCCGCCGCCGGACGGCAAUUAUGUUGCCCCGACACUGCUUACGAAUGUGAACCACGACAUGCUGGUUAUGACGGAGGAAACCUUCGGCCCAGUGAUUCCAAUCAUGAAGGUCUCGAGCGACGAGGAAGCCGUCAAACUCAUGAACGACUCCGUGUUUGGUCUCACGGCUAGCGUGUGGACGAAAGACGUUGCCAAAGGUCAAGAGCUCACCGAGGACAUCGAGGCUGGCACGGUCUUCGUUAAUCGGUGCGACUACCCAAGUCCGGAUCUGGCGUGGAUUGGAUGGAAAGAUUCCGGCAAGGGACAGACGCUGAGCAAGUUUGGGUUUGACCAGUUUGUCAAGUUGAAGAGCUAUCACGUCAAGGACUACCCAAAAUAG